AACAUCUCCGACUCUGCGAUAGAAUGCGGAGUCCCCAAAAUGCGGGGUGUGACAUCAACAGAAUCUCGGGCCGGUGAUGGGAAAGACAAUUCAGUGGCUAAAUUUAAGAUGACGCUCCAAUCUCAUGGCGGAGCUUGUUUCAAUUAUCUUUUGCUAUUCAUCUCCUAGCUUCGGUUGUUGGCGAGUGUGAGUUCCAGACGUCAUUAUAUUGAACCUUCAUUACCACAGUCUACCAUGGCAGAUCACAAGAGGACCACCAGUCAACGAUUGACUCAGAUCAAGGACUUUCUCACAAUGAAUAAAACGGCGUCGACGAUCCCUUGGGAUCCCGAGUCCACCAAAUUCCCCACCCGGAAGGAACUCCCACCCAUCGCUGGGGCUCCUCCAGAGGCCGCAUGGGUUUGGGGCGAAGAUGACUUUUGUGGACGACUGAAUCUACUGACGCCCAGCCGUGUCGCUGCUGCGUCCAAGGAGAUCCGGACGGGCGAGAUUGUCCCCGUUAAUCUUCCGUUGACCACCCCAGAGCAGCCCGCAUUCGGUCGCGAGAAGUUCGAGCAUCAAAUCAAAGUCCUGGCGCCCGGUGUUGCGUACGACGACAUCUACCAUAUGAACACUCAGAGCGGAACCCAAUGGGACGGCUUCCGGCAUUUCGCCCACAUCCCAACCGCCACCUUUUAUAACAACACCAAAGAUGAGGAUAUUCUUGGCCCCAAGGCAAACCACAAGUGCUCAAUUCAUCAUUGGGCGGAGCAUGGCAUCGCCGGCCGUGGUGUCCUCAUCGAUUACCGGGGCUAUGCCCACAAGAUGGGAAUCAAGUAUGACCCGUUCGAUUACUAUUCGAUCUCCUGGGACGAGCUGUACAAGUGUGGCCAAGACCAAGGCAUCGACAUUCGACCGAUCGCCCAAGGCGGUGACAUAAGACCCGGGGACAUGCUGUUUGUCCGGAGCGGAUGGGUCGAAGAAUACCACCAAAAGCCGCGCGAUGAGCGGGCAGCUGCAGCGCUGAGAGGCCAUGAUGGGCACCCCGGGGAGCAAAGCUAUGUGGGUCUAGCGCAAGAGGAGAAGAUGCUGGACUGGCUGCAUGACUGCUACUUCGCGACCGUGGGAGGAGAUGCGCCGGCAUUCGAGGCCUGGCCCACGCGUGCAGACUAUCACCUCCACCAGUAUAUCCUCGCCUUGUGGGGGAUGCCGCUGGGCGAAAUGUUGGAUCUCGAGAACCUAGCGAAGAAGUGCCAUGAGCGGAAUCGAUGGUUCUUCUUCUUUAGCUCUACUCCUGCCAAUAUGCCCGGCGGAGUCAGCAGCCACGUCAAUGGACAAGCUAUCUUUUAAUCGAGUACCACUCUUCCGGUCCAAUGAGUCAAUACUUCUCUGGUUAUAUACUUGCGAGGCAGACGUGAAGUAGCAACGUGGCAUAGUUCGUUUUGUAAAUAUGAAGAAAGUCAAUCAAUAUUGUUAGCACCUAUUGGUUCGAUAUAUACUUGCUAGGGCUCCUGUAUCGUUGUACGUAUGUGGUCUGGCGUGCCUGGAGCUUACUUAAAGGCUGUAAAGUUCAGCAGAUCCACUUCCCCGUCUGUAACUCUCCUGAUGCGCCUAUGAUCGAUCGUUCGCGUCAAACUUCGUCGGCCAAAACGCUCGGAAGUGCUUUUUGUCGCCUAGACUCUUGAUUUCCUGCACUUCUGCAGGAGUCAACUUGAAAGUCAUAGCUCUAAGGUAAUUGCUUAAGCGUUGUUCCU
Messenger RNA from Eremomyces bilateralis CBS 781.70, 1733 nucleotides. RefSeq lists its product as uncharacterized. The coding region runs from base 235 to 1329 and encodes 364 amino acids. The transcript has 7 exons. The record is from RefSeq and is a predicted model, not a curated record. Gene Ontology annotation, molecular function: arylformamidase activity. Lineage: Eukaryota; Fungi; Ascomycota; Dothideomycetes; Eremomycetales; Eremomycetaceae.